GGGGAUUGGAACACCUGAAUCACAUGAUUAGGAGGGGAUUGGAGCACCUGAAUCACAUGAUAUGGAGGGGAUUGGAACACCUGAAUCACAUGAUUGGGAGGGGAUUGGAACACCUGAAUCACAUGAUAUGGAGGGGAUUGGAACACUUGAAUCACAUGAUUGAGAGGAGAUUGGAACACCUUAAUCACAUGAUUAGGAGGGGAUUGGAACACUUGAAUCACAUAAUAUGGAGGGGAUUGGAACACCUGAAUCACAUGAUAUGGAGGGGAUUGGAACACCUGAAUCACAUGAUAUGGAGGGGAUUGGAACACCUGAAUCACAUGAUAUGGAGGGGAUUGGAACACCUGAAUCACAUGAUAUGGAGGGGAUUGGAACACCUGAAUCACAUGAUAUGGAGGGGAUUGGAACACCUGAAUCACAUGAUUGGGGGGAGAUUGGAACACCUGAAUCACAUGAUUGGGAGGGGAUUGGAACACCUGAAUCACAUGAUUAGGAGGGGAUUGGAACACCUGAAUCACAUAAUAUGGAGGGGAUUGGAACACCUGAAUCACAUGAUAUGGAGGGGAUUGGAACACCUGAAUCACAUGAUAUGGAGGGGAUUGGAACACCUGAAUCACAUGAUUGGGGGGAGA
Messenger RNA from Staurois parvus, 632 nucleotides. NCBI's taxonomy places the organism in Eukaryota, Metazoa, Chordata, Amphibia, Anura, Ranidae. The record is from the annotation of a GenBank genome assembly.